UACUUGCAGAUACCCUCCGAGCUUUUUGUUUUAUGCCUCAAAUGUCUUUUCCCCCAGCUGUCUAUCUUCAAUCUUUUUCUGCCAAUCCGCAAGUAUCUGUCCGCAAUCCCCAAGUGUCAAUUCCUAAUAUUCGAGUGUCGACCCUCAAAUUUCAAUCCAACAAUCUCUUGUGUCGAUUUUCGAACUUCAAUCCUCGAAUGGUGGACCUUCAUUUGUCGAUCCCUCAAUCCCCAAAUGUCAGUCCGUAGUAUCCUGUAUUCUUUGGCCAAAGUUCCGGACAAGUUCCAAGUUC
Messenger RNA from Meloidogyne enterolobii, 292 nucleotides. The record is from the annotation of a GenBank genome assembly. Lineage: Eukaryota; Metazoa; Nematoda; Chromadorea; Rhabditida; Meloidogynidae.